UUAUUCAUUUCAUUUAAGUCAGUAGAAUGCUUUUUAGUUAUAUCACAGAAUAUCGGAAAUGUGGUUAUACUGUGCCCGAAUAACAGCGGGAUCGCAAAUACUUGUGGCAGUUUUGUCUGACAUCGCGACAUCAAAAAAACUGACAACCUGUCAACCCAACUCGUGGGAUACAUGUGGUUUUAAAGUUUGAUACUAGUUCAAUAAUUAAAUCAGUUAAACUAAUGUUUGAAAGUGUCUGUGCGUGUUAUGUUAUCUAUAAAAUAUGAUAACUUAAGUGUCAGGGUCAUAGGGUGACUUUCAAAUAAUAAAUAAUGAUUUGAACUUGACGAUGGAAAUUUCUAGCAUAUGAAAUGCAUUAGAAAAGUUCGGUGAACGAAUUGGUGUUGGAGUUACACUUGAAUAUAAAAUGGAAGAAGUUCAAGGUAUUUUGAAAAGGGCUGAUGCUGUAUGUUUUGACGUAGACUCUACCGUUAUCCAGGAGGAAGGAAUAGAUGAACUUGCAAAGUUUUGCAAUAAAGGAAAGCAGGUGUCAGAAAUAACAGCCAGAGCAAUGACGGGGAACAUGACAUUCCAAGAUGCCUUAAAUUUACGGUUGAAUAUAAUAAAUCCAAGUUUGAAUCAAGUCAAGGAAUUUAUAUCCACAAAACCUCCAACUUUAACUCCUGGAAUCAGGAAGUUGGUGGAAGUACUACACAACCGUAAAGUACUAGUAUUUUUGGUGUCUGGGGGUUUUACAAGCUUGAUUGAACCAAUCGCUAAGCAGUUGAACAUUCCAAGUGAAAAAAUCUAUGCAAAUAGGCUCAAAUUUUAUUUUACAGGUGAAUAUGCAGGUUUUGAUGAAAAUGAGCCUACUUCAAAAAGUGGUGGAAAGGGUGUGGUGAUAGAUCUCAUAAAAAAUAAGUACAACUGUAAAAAUAUUGUCAUGAUUGGAGACGGGGCCACAGAUCUUGAAGCUUGUCCUCCUGCUGAUGCAUUUAUAGGUUACGGUGGUAACGUCAUCAGACCAACCGUUCAAGCCAAAGCAAAGUGGUUUGUUCAUAAUUUCAAGGAAUUAAUUGACGUUUUGCAGGAGUAGUUUCGAUUUGAAUCAGAACAUUUGUAAAUAUACCAAAGUGAAAUUUUCCGCAAUUUUCCAUUAAUAAAAUUUUUAUUCAGUUGUC
Molecule: messenger RNA, 1160 nt
Organism: Leptinotarsa decemlineata (Colorado potato beetle)
Lineage: Eukaryota; Metazoa; Arthropoda; Insecta; Coleoptera; Chrysomelidae
Gene: aay
Product: phosphoserine phosphatase
Biological process (GO): L-serine biosynthetic process; dephosphorylation
Cellular component (GO): cytoplasm
Molecular function (GO): L-phosphoserine phosphatase activity; magnesium ion binding
Source: RefSeq, a predicted model, not a curated record